UUCGCAGGGCAAGAUGGCCGCUCCGAGGGCCAAAGCGGAGGUGAGGGGGUGCUAGGGCCGUAGGGUCCUAUCCAGCAAACUGGCUUUUCUCGUCGUGGCCAUGGGGACCUCCCGAUAGAGCCUUUGACCUGAGGCAACCCCAGCACUUCGUAGUUUUGACGUGGAACCUCCCGGAGGGCUGCAGAAUAAGCGCCUCUGCGCUCUGACGGAGGCACGAGACCAGUCAAGCGGGCCCCUCUGUUGGGACAGCGCGACACUGAGCACUCCAUGCCUGUGGGCGCGGGGAGGCGUGGCCUCCCCCAGGGCCGCCACCUCUACUGGUUGUUCUGCGCGUUCACCUUAAAGCUCUGCCAAGCAGAGACGCCGGUGCGGGAGGAGAAGCUGUCAGUGAGCACCUCGAAUUUGCCGUGCUGGCUGGUGGAAGAGUUUGUGGUGGCGGAGGAGUGUGCUCCAUGUUCUAAUUUCCAGGCUAAAACCACGCUUGAAUGCGGUUCCACAGGGUAUGUGGAGAAAAUCACAUGCAGCUUAUCUAAGAGGAAUGAGUUCAAAAGCUGCCGCUCAGCUCUGAUGGAACAGCACAUAUUCUGGAAAUUUGAAGGGGCUGUCAUGGGUGUGGCCUUGGUCUUCGCUUGCAUUGUCAUUGUUCGUCAGCGACAGCUGGACAGAAAGGCUCUGGAAAAGGUCCGGAAGCAAAUUGAAUCCAUAUAGCUACCUUCUACCCUUUUAUUUGGGUCUUAAAGACAGAGAAAGUGGAAUGGACUGACUUGUGCCCAGUAUUUUGGGGAGUGGGAGGAACAAAAAAAAACCUUUCUUCCAUCUUCCUCUAGAUCAUUAAUAAGCAGAAUAAAAAGAGUAAAAUAGUU
This is a messenger RNA of Miniopterus natalensis, 863 nucleotides long. It is a transcript of the gene JTB, whose product is annotated as jumping translocation breakpoint. The record is from RefSeq and is a predicted model, not a curated record. Gene Ontology annotation, biological process: mitotic cytokinesis. Gene Ontology annotation, cellular component: midbody; spindle; membrane. Lineage: Eukaryota; Metazoa; Chordata; Mammalia; Chiroptera; Miniopteridae.